Molecule: messenger RNA, 1209 nt
Organism: Bacillus rossius redtenbacheri
Lineage: Eukaryota; Metazoa; Arthropoda; Insecta; Phasmatodea; Bacillidae
Product: transmembrane protein 138
Exons: 4
Coding region: 147-608 (153 amino acids)
Cellular component (GO): cilium
Source: RefSeq, a predicted model, not a curated record
GAAACGUAGGAAAGCAAAGUAUACAGUAAACAAGCCAAACUUUUUUUACGGAAUGUAUUUAAGAAUUCGGUAUAAAAUUUAGUUUAGGUAGUUAUAUUGUUCUAAUAGAAGAAAUAUGUACCACUGAGGAAAUGUUUUUUUCUUAAAUGCCUCUUUCAGUUCGCCGUUAUAGAGUAAAUUUGUGUGUUCAGUUUGGUUUCUUGCUUGUUGAUUUUUUGAUCAAUAGUUUUGGUAAAUUUGCACCUCAAGGAGGAGUGGUUUUAUUAGUUAUUUACAUACUGCAAGUUGUGUGCCUCAUCUUCUCUGUUAUAGUACUUGUCCUCAGUUUCUUCUCCACAUAUGCAUUUCAGGCGGGGCUGACGGGCCGGCUGUACCAGAGGUUCGGCCCGACACUGUGCGUGAGCGCGUGCUACCUCCUGCUGACGGUGGGGCUCGACGUGUGGCUCCUGAGCGCCUGCUGGGACGCGCCCCACGCCUUCUGUUGGCCGGCCGGGCUCCUGCCGCUCUUCGUCGCGCACAGGCUGGUUUCUGUCCUGCAUUACUACAUGUACAAGAGAUCUUCACUGGUGAUAGCUGAUCCUAGCCUUUAUCAAGACUUCGACUGGUAAAUGCCUAAACACUUUCAAGAACUACCAUCACAAAGUUAUAUCAAGUGCCAUUAUUGAGUUGCCAAUAGACAUUUUGAAGUAUUAAGUACCUAAACAAGGAAGCAUAUAUAUAAUAUAAGAAGAAAAUUUUUAAAUAUAUAUAUACUAUAUCACAUAACUUAAUACAUACAACAAUUGUUUCCUCUUGUUUGUAAAAUGUUUAUUUUUUAGUUUAGAAAAAUAAUGAAAAAUAUGUAGUCUUGAGUUUUUUUGACUAAAUGUACAAACAUGACAUCUGUUAUUUAACAUAUUUUAAGAAUAUGCAGUAAAAUUAAUAUAGUUAAUCAUCACGUCUGGUCAAAAUAAAAGUUUGUAACAUUUUUAAUAGACACAAAUGUUUAAAUAAGUCUACCAUCUUGAAAAUAGACUUUCAAGAACAAGUUUGUAUUUAGAGGGUACCAAACAUGCACGUAUUGUGAUAGUCAAUGGGACAGUGAAUGAAAUGUGUGAUACUAAUUGUAAUAAAAUUUGUGAUAUUAAAAUACAAUUGUAUAAAAAAAAUAGAUAUUUGUCAGUCAUAAGAUGUGUGUUGUAGUAGUGUACAUUAAAACUCCUUAAAAAU